AUGUCCACCCUCAAAGAAACCCUGGUCAACGAAAUCGCGCACCUCCGCGCCAUCGCCAAAGACCUCCUCUUCUCCGGCACAUACAUCUACCCCAUAAAAGGAAUAAUCUACACCCUCCACCACCGCCCCCUGUGGACGCCGCUCCUCUCGCGGUCCAUCAAAACCCUCACCCUGGGCCUGGGCAUCACCACGACCAUGUUCUUCUUCACCUACCUCCCGCAAGUGGCGCUGCUCACCUUCACCGCGGGGCCUCUUCUCGCGCCCUUCUCCGCCGCCCUCCUCGUGCUCUCCGAAUCCUCCACGAUCACCACCUACCUGGCGCGGUCGUUCCUCCUCGCCGACGCGCUGACCGACACCUUCGACGCGACGCUGCUCGAGCGCGGCGAGGACGCUCUCGUCGCGCGGGAGCGCGCCGUCGCCGUCCCGCCGUCCUCGUCCACGAGCGGGGCCCAGCACCGCCUUGGCACCCGCCUCAAGCACCCGAUCGAGAGACUCUCGCCGCAGAUGCUGCUGCGCUCGCUGCUGUACCUGCCCCUCAACUUCGUGCCGGUCGUCGGCACGAUCGCGUAUAUCUAUGUGCAAGGGAAGCGCGUGGGGCCGGUGGCGCACGCCCGGUACUUUCAGUUGAAGGGGUGGGGCAGGAAGGAGCGCGAGGGGUGGGUGGGUGGGGAUGGGAGGAGGGGGGCGUAUACUGCGUUCGGCAUGGCGGCUUUCGCGUUGGAGAUGAUUCCGUUUGCGUCGAUUGUGAUGGCUUUUACAAAUACCGUUGGGGCGGCGCUGUGGGCGGCGGACUUGGAGAAGGCUACGAGGUGA
Molecule: messenger RNA, 813 nt
Organism: Aspergillus brunneoviolaceus CBS 621.78
Lineage: Eukaryota; Fungi; Ascomycota; Eurotiomycetes; Eurotiales; Aspergillaceae
Exons: 3
Coding region: 1-813 (270 amino acids)
Cellular component (GO): ascospore wall; prospore membrane; lipid droplet
Source: RefSeq, a predicted model, not a curated record